GCGGCCAGCAUUUCUAAAGUGAAAGAAGGUGCCCUUAAAAUGGCUGAUUUCGGGGAGAUUCUGCGGAGUAUCGGGGAGUUUGGGUUAUUUCAGAAGAUCACCCUUUUUGCUCUCAGCUUCCCUAAUAUUAUUCUGCCUUUCCACUUUGCCAGUGUACUUUUUAUCCAGCCAGAUCCAGACAGACGCUGCAACACAGACUGGAUACUCAAUGCUGCUCCUAACCUGACCAUAGAGGAGCAGCUCAACCUGACCGUGCCUCGGGAAGACGAUGGGACCUUCAGCAGAUGUCGGAUGUUCGUCCCAGUGGACUGGGACAUCGGUGCCAUCAGGGAGUACGGGCUCAAUGAGACUACAAGGUGCCAGAGUGGAUGGGUGUAUGGGAACAUGCUGUAUGAAGCCACCAUAGUCACUGAUUUUGAUCUAGUCUGUGACCGGGCUAGUUUGUUGGAGACAGCACAAACUGCCCUAAUGGCCGGUAUCCUUGUUGGCUGUCUCUUAUUUGGACCUUUUGCAGAAUCGUUUGGUCGAAAAAGAGCGUCUCAAAUCCCAGCUGUUGUAAUGGUGAUAUUUACUGUCACAACUGGAUUAUCUCCUAACUUCUACUUUUAUCUGGCAUCCCAGUUCGUGGCGGGGAUUUGCUAUGGGGGAUAUCGACUUAAUGGUGUUAUCCUGGCCACUGAAUGGAUCGGGGUGUCCAAUCGAUCAUGGGGGGCAUGUGUGACUCAGCUAUGUGGUGCAGUUGGACAGUGCAUACUCGCUGGAAUGAUCUACUUUGUACGAAACUGGAGACUGGCUCAGCUGAUCAUGGCAGCUCCACUUGCAUUGGUUGCUAUUUACAUAUGGUUUAUCCCGGAGUCAGCCAGGUGGUUGCUGGGCACUGGAAGAACAACGGAGGCUAAACAGCUAAUGAAAAAAGCUGCAGCCAUCAACAAGCGCAUGGUUCCAAACUAUCUGCUGGACCAGAUUAUUGUGAAAGACCCUGAGAAAAAGGGAGGCAUAAUAACUCUUAUCCAAUCAGCUGUGCUUAGGAAAUAUUUCUUUACCAUAAUAUUGGCAUGGUUCUCACUGAAUGUUGCCUACUUCUGCCUUUCAUUCAGUGUGGGAAAACUUGGCUUGAACAUUUUCGUGACGCAGGCAAUAUUUGGCCUGUCUGAAAUACCAGCUCAUAUUCUGAGCAUCUGGCUGCUGGAAGCAGUGGGAAGAAAACCAUCUCUCAUGGCAACACUUCUAAUUGGAGGAUUGUUGUGUCUCUUAAUGCUAGCGGUUCCUCAAGGUAAUGCUGUUGCUGUUACUGCGUUAGCAACCUGUGGACGUUUUCUCACUAACUGGGCAGGCUCCGUAUGCAAUGUGUAUGUUCAGGAGCUGUUUCCAACAUCUUUUCGACAAACAGCUUCUGGUUUGGGUUCCAUUGUGAGCCGAGCUGGUGGUCUGAUGUCUCCACCAGUCAACAUGUUGGCCGUCUACCACUGGUCCAUACCAAUCAUAGUCUACAGCAGCCUUACACUAAUCAGUGGAGCUCUUGCCUUCUUGCUUCCUGAGACCAGAAGAAAAGAGCUUCCCGAUUCAACCGAUGAAGCUGAAGCCAAUGGGAAGAAGACUAUGGAGAGGAGCCAAAGUGGAUCAAACUUACCUCCACAAAGCAAAUCAACUAAGCUGUAAUCUGAAUAUUUCAGUUGCUUCCUGUUUUGUUGCAGCAUACAACAAACACAAGCUGGCAAACACUUGAUUGAAAACUUGAUUUUAAGAGGGUAAAGUUUUAGUCUCUCUUGAUAGUGUUACGGUUUUUCUCAUAUACCUUAGCAGCAAUAACUUGAAGUAAUCAUUUUCUGUAUGGCUUUAUUAUGUUUGCCCACUCUUCUUAACAUCAUUGCUUCAUAGGCCAGAGCAGCAUUUCUGUCAAGUUCAAGUCUAAACUUUGACUUGACUGUGAGACGCAACUUUAGACAAUGUUUUGCUGCAGACAGAUGGCCUCACAUUUGACUCUAGAAUAUUUUGGUAUAGAGAAGACUCAAGGCUUGCAAGGUGCCUGCAAGUUCCUACAAAUCUGCAGAUCAAGCCCAAAUCAUCACCCCUCCACCAACGUGGCUGAAAAUUGUGCUGAUAUGCUUUUUUUGGUUUUCACAAAACAUGGUGCUGAGCAUUACGGUCAAACAUCUCCACUUUGGUCUCACCUGUCCAAAGGAGAUUGUUUUAGAAGUUUUGUGGUUUGUUCAGAUGUCUUUUGUUUUUACUUAAUUAUUAAUUGAAUAAGCAAUUAAGCAAUGACUUUAUAUCUUCUACUUUAGACUGAAUUCUUUAUUUCAUUCUCAAAUCCUUUUAUGUUGAACAGUAACAACUUGAUUAAAUAAAGAGACAAACAGAUAU
This is a messenger RNA of Oreochromis niloticus (Nile tilapia), 2364 nucleotides long. RefSeq names its product solute carrier family 22 member 13a (gene slc22a13a). The transcript has 10 exons. Gene Ontology annotation, molecular function: transmembrane transporter activity. The coding region runs from base 40 to 1659 and encodes 539 amino acids. Lineage: Eukaryota; Metazoa; Chordata; Actinopteri; Cichliformes; Cichlidae. The record is from RefSeq and is a predicted model, not a curated record. Gene Ontology annotation, biological process: transmembrane transport. Gene Ontology annotation, cellular component: membrane.